AUGCUAGUCUCCAUAGGCUACCCAGACUCAACUGCCAUUACCUCUCAUCUAUUGCCCGAGCUUGGAGGGAGUUACGACACUAUGGAAUCCUUGCACAUGUCUCUCUCUUAUUUCCAGAGCUAUACUUCUGACUCUUGGGUUGAAUCAACCCCUGAAUCACCACCGUCUCGAAUGGGUUCCUGUACCGAAAACAUGAGUCUCGAAGGCAUAUCGCAGCCGCAUGGCGCUUUUGACGACAAACUGUCCACCGAAUCUCACCCUAUCUCGUAUGAUCCGGACCUAUUGCCUCUACCGCAAGGUCCAAUCUCCACCCCGCCUCUGCAACCUAGUUUUCAACCCGAACUCCCAGGCCAUAUAGCUUCAUCGGUGUGCGCAAGCUUGGCUUCACCAUUUGGAGGUACGGGUGGCACUAUCAGUGACACUAUCGACCCCGAAUGGGCCAACGUAGCGACCACUGGUUGGCAAGGUUUAUACUACGAGCAUGACGCUUGGGUAUAUCCUGGCUUCAUUCCCGUAUGGGACGGAGGAAAUCUGAAGACAUUGAAUUCUGAGCCGAUGGUACCGUCCACAGGGCUCGAUACAGCGAAUUUCAGCUCGCCACUGUCAACACAGUCGUCACAAGAGACUUACUUGCGAGAGAGCGAGCCGCAUGAGUCAGAUGAUGGCAACAGUUGCUUUGACGACAGUGGCACUGAAGAUAGCGAUACCCCACCAAGGCGUGUGAGUGCGAGGCGGCAGCUGAAGACCCAAGCUUCAUUAAAGAACAGGCCCCGAACACCAAAACGCGAGAGACUCGAGCUAGUCAGGUUCGAUUCCAUUGCCCUUAGCGAUCUCGAAAAGGAUGCCAGGACGGGAAAGUACACUGGGCUCCUCAAGAGGUCUGGUCUCAGCAUUUACGAGUGUGCAUACGAACACCCGGACGGAAGCGUAUGUGAACAACGCUUUACCAGACCGGAACAUCGAAAAAGGCAUUGGGAAGCCCACGAAGGCGUGAAGAAGUUUCAAUGUAAAAUUUGUUACAGAUUUUUCGGUCGUCGCGACAACUUCUUCGAUCAUCACUUCACCCAUCUUUACCGUCCAAACAAAAACGGAAGGAACAGGAGAUUUACGCUCGAGGAGAUCGAGAGGAAGGUUAAAGACAGGAGGAUCAUCCGAAGACUGAAACAAAAACUGAGGAAAGAGCUGGAGAAUGAGACCAAGGAAUAAAGCAGAAGCUUAAUGUCUAUUGGUUGAUUAGCCGCUUCAGCUUUCGGUUUUGUCAUGGGCAGCGUUGGUGUAUGAUGAAUGAGCUUCAUGUAUCUAUACCCACCGCUCUUGAUUUGUUAUGCAUCAGCA
Lindgomyces ingoldianus is the source of this 1335-nucleotide messenger RNA. RefSeq lists its product as uncharacterized. Lineage: Eukaryota; Fungi; Ascomycota; Dothideomycetes; Pleosporales; Lindgomycetaceae. The record is from RefSeq and is a predicted model, not a curated record. The coding region runs from base 1 to 1206 and encodes 401 amino acids. The transcript has a single exon.